GCCAAAGUGCAGCAGGCUGUGCCUGGUGUGGUAUGGUCUGUAAUCAUUGACGGCCGACUCAAAGUCCAUCUGCUUUGAGAGGAACGGCACCUCGUCUCACAGGCUUCAUCUGGGCUUCAGUUUGAACAUCUGGCUGAGAGCCGUGGACGGAUGAAGAAACCACGGGCCCCUGGGCCUGGACGUGUCAAGGGCCCCCGCCAAAAAAAACAUCGCUAACAAAACAGUCCGUAUGGAACAACGAUCCCGGAGCUGAGCAGACAACAGAACGCAAAUGAUAUGAUAGCAGGGACUUUGGUUCUAUGAAUGAAACCAAUAACCAGGAAUAACAUCCCUCAGUAGGACUGUUGGGGCCUUGUGACAUGAAGGAUUCAGCCCAGCAGAGACCGGCUACAGCGCAUCAGAUCAUAUCAAUACAAAGUUAAUCACAGAGACGUCACGCAGAGGCUCUGGCUCAUGGGCCCCUGGGCCCGGUCGGCUCGUUCGUGGGCUCAUGAAGCCGGGUCUGAACGCCAUCAUGGGGGCGACAGGAAGUGGAAAGUCAUCCUUCCUGGAUGUCCUGGCUGCCAGGAAGGACCCCUCCGGGUUGUCGGGAGAGGUUCUGAUCGACGGAGCUCAUCAGCCGCCCAACUUCAAGUGUCUGUCUGGAUACGUGGUGCAGGACGACGUGGUGAUGGGGACGCUGACGGUCAGGGAGAACUUCAGGUUCUCCGCGGCGCUGAGACUCCCGGCCUCCGUCUCUCAGAAGGAGAAGGAGGAGAAGGUCGAGAAACUGAUCCAGGAGCUGGGACUGGGCCGGGUGGCCGACUCCAAGGUGAGGAGGAGGAGGAGGAGGAGGAGGAGAAAGAGGAGGAGGAGGAGGAGGAGGAGGAGAAGGUCGAGAAACUGAUCCAGGAGCUGGGACUGGGCCGGGUGGCCGACUCCAAGGUGGGCACUCAGCUGAUUCGAGGGAUCUCCGGUGGGGAGAGGAAGAGGACGAACAUCGGCAUGGAGCUGAUCAUCGACCCGCCGGUUCUGUUCCUGGACGAGCCGACCACGGGUCUAGACGCCAGUACGGCCAACUCAGUGCUGCUGCUGCUGAAGAGGGUGGCUCUCAGCGGGCGCACCGUGGUGCUCUCCAUCCACCAGCCGCGUUACUCCAUCUACCGGCUGUUCGACAGCCUCACGCUGCUGGUCAGCGGCAAGCAGGUGUACCACGGCCCGGCUCAGACCGCUCUGGACUAUUUCUCCGACAUCGGGUACACCUGUGAGCCCCACAACAACCCCGCUGACUUCUUCCUGGACAUCAUCAACGGGGACUCCACGGCCGUCGCCCUCAACCGGGCCGACGCAGACGAUCCGGAGACCGUGACGACGUGCAGGCGAGGCAUCGAGGACCGGCUGGUGGAGGAGUACCGGAGCAGCCGCCACUUCAAGCAGACCGGAGCAGAGCUGGAGAGGAUCGUUCAGGGGAAGCCGGUUCUCUCCUCGGUUCCCUCCAGAACCAUCACCUACAACACCGGCUUCCUGACCCAGUUCAAAUGGGUUCUCAAGAGAACGUUCCGCAACCUGAUGCUGAACCCUCAGACCUCCGUGGCUCAGAUCGCAGUGACGUUGUUUCUGGCUCUCGUCGUUGGAGCCAUUUUCUUUGACGUGAAGGAGGAUCAGAGCGGCAUACAGAACAGGUUCGGCGCCCUCUUCUUCAUCGUUGUGAAUCAGUGCUUCAGCUCGCUGUCGUCGGCCGAGCUCUUCAUCGCAGAGAGGAAGCUCUUCAUUCACGAGUACAUCAGCGGGUACUACAGGGUGUCGGUGUACUUCCUGUCGAAGGUCCUGUCGGACAUCAUCACGCUGAGGACCGUCCCCGCCAUCAUGUUCAGCUGCGUGGCGUACUUCAUGAUCGGCCUGAAGCCGACAGCCGGAGCCUUCUUCACCUUCAUGUUCACCGUGACGCUGGUCGCCUACACCGCCACCGCCAUGGCGCUCGCCAUCGCCGCCGACCAGACGGUGGUCGCCAUCGCCAACAUCUUCAUGACCAUCGCCUGCGUCUUCAUGAUGAUCUUCGCAGGUCUCCUGGUGAAUCUUCCCUCCAUCGUCAGCUGGCUCUCCUGGUUGAAAUACUUGAGUAUACCACGAUACGGCCUCGGUGCUCUGCAGGUGAACGAGUUCACGGGGUUGGACUUCUGUCGUGGUCUCAACGUCUCCAUCACGCCGCCUGGCCUCUCCUGUACGGGGGAGGAGUUCCUGGAGGAGCAGGGCGUGGACUUCUCCACCUGGGGCUUCUGGCAGAACCACCUGGCUCUGGGGGUCAUGACCUUCUGCUUCCUCAGCAUCGCCUACAUCAAACUGCGCUUCAUCAGGAAGUUCACCUAGACCUCCACCUCCACCACCAUCAUCACCAUCAUCACCAUCACCACCUCCAUCUCCAUCACCACCUCCUCCAUUGUAAUAUACCCAAUGGCUUUCAAAAAUGUUUGUGCAGAUAUUAUUAGUAAUUUCUGGUAAUUGUCCACAUCUCGAUUCGGAUCAUUUGUUUGUAGAAUAAAAUGAUUUGUUGUUGAAAGAGA
Molecule: messenger RNA, 2540 nt
Organism: Pseudoliparis swirei
Lineage: Eukaryota; Metazoa; Chordata; Actinopteri; Perciformes; Liparidae
Gene: abcg2a
Product: ATP-binding cassette, sub-family G (WHITE), member 2a
Exons: 17
Coding region: 454-2346 (630 amino acids)
Cellular component (GO): plasma membrane
Molecular function (GO): ABC-type transporter activity; ATP binding; ATP hydrolysis activity
Source: RefSeq, a predicted model, not a curated record